UUUUUUCACACCAAGGAUUAUACAGAAGCUGUCUGUUCAGGCACAUUAAUUUCUUUCAUGAUUCUUGGGAGGUUGCCCGAUUGCUGUUCAAAGUCUUAUCGAGUUCAGAAGGCCCAAGCUGGAAUUGACACCCAAGCAGUUUACCACCACAUCUUUAAGCUUAUCAGUCACAGUUCUCUCCGAACUAACAUACGCAGCUGGCGGUUUAUAACCUCCUAAUCCAAUAUUUUAAGUUUUGAGUAUUUAGAAAUGGAAGCACUUAUCUGUUCAUUCUCAAUGAUGGAGGCAAAUUCUGAUGAACCUGCUGAAUUCUGAAGGAUGUAUACCUUAACCCUUUGUUUCCAAUUAUACCUCCUGUCUUAAGACUUUAUCAAUAAACUUAAUAACUGAAUCUUCAAAUCUGAUCCAUUUAAAAGUACACCAAAUGCAUUUAAAACAAACUAAUUACAGUAUAGCACAGAUUUCUAUAUAUUUCUGGCUGAUGUAAAUGGAUAUUUGAUAUUCCUAUAGUGUCCUAUUUUGACAUUACAAUCAUCGAAGUGUGCUAUUCUUUCCACAUAUAUCACCGAUGCAACAGGUGUGCUAUGAAAAUAUUUGUUUUCAUUAAAUUUGCUGCAGGUAUACUGUUGGUAAUAUCAUCGAACCGACAGGUUGCAGGUAUGAAGGACACGUAUUGGAUCAUCCUUUUCUCGUUUUCAAUCGCCGUUGGCCAAAACAGUGCCCGAGGAUUGGAUUUUCAGUACAGCUCUUCGGGUGACGAGCCAUGUGUACACGUUAUUCUGGAUGCCUCCAUUACUUUGAACUUGAAAAACGACACAAAAACUCAUGACUUACCUCUACGUGAUGCACGUGUGUCCUCCGGAACCUGUAAAUCGGAUAGGUCGGAGCUGCAUGUUUUACUCCACAAAUUAAAUUCUCUUAACUUCCUCUUUAGAAAAGCCAGUGAUGGGCAAGUGUCCGUUUCCUUCAAAAUAGUGUACCAAAGAGAAGGUAAAACUGCCCUCAUUUUGGAGAGUGACUAUUCGCCAAUCUCCAAAUCGGAUGAAGUUUACAGGUGCGAGACUACAGAUGCCGUCCUUCUUCACGACGACUCUGGUCAAAACAUCGGCUCACUGUUCAUUUCUAACGUCACGAUGCAGGCUUUUGGCAUUCAGAAAGGCAAUUUUUCGGAGAAAGUCAACACAUGUGCGAUAGACAACACCAAUUCUACAUUGCACCCCCUUAGUCUCGAUCAGAACGAAGACAUGACGAAUGAUGUCACUGAGUUUGAGUUGAGGGAUGGUGGAGGUAACGUUUGUACCCGACUGAGUGGUGAGCUAAAACUGCGAUACCGGUACGAGAAGAAGGACGGAAACAUGACAACUGUACAACUCUCGGUUCCUAAGACUGCUUUGGUGAGUGGACAUUGUGACAAGGAGAGAGUUUACCUGGUGUUGCGAUAUAAGGAGGGGGGCAGCGACAGAGUCAUCGUCUUCUAUUUCAGUCAACAUCAAAAUCGUACAACUUUGGACAACAUCGAAACCAUCAUAAAAAUCGAUUCAGUCAAAUUUCCAGGCGCCAAGUUUGCCAACGCUGUACUCCGGUCUUACGCGAGGAUCGGCGCACAGCUCGGAUUAGAAAAUGAAUUCUUUGGAUGUCAACACCAGAAGCAAUUCUUGGGAACCAAUUUUAUUCUGAAAACAAGACAUCUAAAAAUCCAAACUUCAAGUACUGGUGUACCCGAGAAGUUUUCCACAGCAAGAGUUGGAUGUCCCGAGGACGAUGUGAAAAUGACGGACACGCAGCUGUUUUCGUUGAAGGACGGGAACAAGACAUGUUUACUCCUGUCUGGGGCCUUCCAAAUGUCCAUACCCUUCAUCUCCCGUCAAAAGAAGAGCGUGACACAGCGAGUUAAUGUCCCUUUCUCCACGUCUAUUGAUACGUCUGGGAACUGUAGUUCUCAACACCAACAGGAGAUGACGCUGUCUUUCUAUACCGACUGGAAGUUAAGGUUCGUAUUUGUGUCCACGUCUGCCAGUGGAGCGACUCCCGUGACUAAAAUCAUCGGUUACACUCUCAGCAACAUCACGCUUGUAUAUGUCAGAUCUCCUCUGAUAUUCUACAACCCUGAAGAAAAAUCGACAGGCAAGAUUAUUUCCACCUCCAGUUCAAAAUUUGACACCCCGUUAAGGGCCACGUCCAUGGGGAAUUACAAAUGUGACGAUACCAUCGUGGGAACCAUGACAGAUGGAGGUAAACUAAAGAUUCACAGUUUACGAUUCCAGGCUUUCCACCAAAGCCAAUCCAACGAGUUUUCAGGAGAUGUUAGUACGUGCAACUCACCCGCUAAACAGGAGAAACGUUACGCCAUCUACAUCAUCAUUGCUCUGGUUGUAGCCGCAGUGAUCGCUGUCGUUAUCAUCGCUUUUGUCGUUGCUACAAAGAGGAAUCAACGAAGCACCUAUCAACAUAUGGAUUAAGAACUGCAAAGCAACAUGAUAUUAUAUAAGAGGGACAACUGGGAAUUUGAAUUUUCUUAUAGAAUUACGUUAAUCCGCUGUCGGACUGUUAGGAAACUUAUAUACAUCAUUUUCCACGAAAAGUAUUACCAUUGUGUGAAGGGGGUUCAUUUUUUCUUCUUGUUCUUCAAACGUAGAACUAGUUCUUUAAUUAAGGAGGAAAGUGUCGAGUUAGUGAUGCCAUUCUUUAAAAUGUACUUCUCCAGAGCUUUCUUGGUCAGAAAUAAUAACAUUUACAAAACACAGAAAGUUGGUUUAUAGAUUAAUGUCUGCACGCAGACACUUACUAUAACUGGAGUGGGGAAACACUUCAUAGCUCCACGAGACAGUUAGUUAAUAGAUUAAUGUCGACACACAAACACUGGAUUCGGGAAACUCUUCAUAGCUCCAGAAGACAGUUGGUUAAUAGAUUAAAGUAGACAAGGUCAUGCACACAGAAUCAUAUAACGACAAGCUAACUCCGAUGAAAGACGCCAUACUCUAAAGCGGGAAAAAAUGUUCACGCAUUCUAACCAUAAACGGGUUUUCCAGAGUUAUGAAAUUAUUGAUAAAUGGAACUCAAAACUUUAAACUAAUACAAAUACGUCCACAAUUGCAGGUGGUUGCUCAUCGCAAAGUAAAAGGAAAUUAAACCCUAACGGUCUUUUUCCCGGUUUAUAGCAGGUCAUUUUACGAUGGAUUUAAUUCUCCUUCCUCUGUUGGAAGCAAAACCAAAGUUUUGUUCUCUAUUUUAGUCACAUUCGUGCCUUGCCAUUUAUUUUAAUCAGAAUUGUAUGUGCACGUGUAUAAAUUCACUCGAGCAAAAGUUUUUAUAAUGCAAUACUGUCUACUAAUAAGCUCACGAAAUCUCUUAAGACAGAAUUUGACGAUAAUGAAAUAAAGCCUAUGUUGCAGUCUUUAUUUCAAGUUUCGUUUAUAUCUUGAACUAAUCAGGAUGUGAUUUCUACUAUUUAUUGCGUGAAUACUACAUUUGGCUUGCGGAAGAAAAGGUGAGCUUUCAAUGUCGAAACUUCACCUUCUAUAAAUCAUCUUCAACCAUUUUGGGAUUCUACAACAUAAAACAUGCUGGGCUAAUGUUUUUCCAUUAGUGGUUAGUAAUUUUUAAUUUAGAUAUUUUAAAAUGAGUAAUUUUCAUGGGGUUUAAUUUUCGUUGUGUGGAUUUAUCCGCGAAUUUAAACAAUCCACAACAGAUACUGAAAUAAUUGGAGAAUAAUUUUUUCUAAAAACACAAAGUUUCGGCCCCAGGAAAAAGAAUGUUUUCAUAGGUUUAUUUUCAAGUGGUGUUUAUUUUCUCUCAGUAAGCAUUCCUAAAAGUAAUAAAUAUUUAUGGAGUAA
Molecule: messenger RNA, 3833 nt
Organism: Ostrea edulis (European flat oyster)
Lineage: Eukaryota; Metazoa; Mollusca; Bivalvia; Ostreida; Ostreidae
Exons: 11
Coding region: 585-2459 (624 amino acids)
Cellular component (GO): membrane
Source: RefSeq, a predicted model, not a curated record